AUGGAUAUUAUUUACAGAAGGAAGAACUCGCCUUCGCAAAUCGCAGAAUAUGCUCGGGAAAGCGGCCUUCACAGAUUUCCUGUAGCGUCGGACGUUUUCUUCGCGAUCUUAGCUGCGAAUUUGGAGGGGUCGGUCCGUCGGUGUGUUGUGAGUGAGGAGGGCUUGCCUUUUCCUCUUUUCCUUGUCUCUGCUCUAUAUAGGGUUCUUCGCCUUGUUCAGGGUUUCGGUUCUGCGGUGGAGAAACCGGUCGUGGCAACAGCAGCAUCAUCUGGAGCUGAUCAAGACGCGUAUGAGGAUGCUUGCAGUAUCUGCCUCGAACCGUUCUCAUGUGAAGAUCCAGCUACUGUUACCAAUUGCAAACAUGAGUAUCAUCUUCAGUGUAUUCUUGAAUGGUCACAAAGAAGCAAAGAAUGCCCAAUUUGCUGGCAGUUACUUGCCUUGAAGGACCCUGGCAGCCAAGAGCUUCUUGCAGCAGUGGAGAUGGAAAGAAAUGCAAGAUCAAGGAACAGAUCUUCCAAUAUGCCAACAUAUCCUCGCAUUCCUUCAGAGGACUUUCAAUUUGAUGAUGUAGCACCCCACCCAGAUGAUCUGGAUAUUGAUGAGCGUAUUAUGCAGCAUCUAGCGGCUGCUGCUAUGGGAAGGCCCUAUCAUUUUAAUAGGAGAGAGAGACGUAGAUCUUCUCGGUUGGAUCCUUCCCAAAUCCUUGUUCUUGCUUCUCCUCCGAAUGGAUCUGAUGUACAUCAGGCUUACACAACUGCAUCCUUGGGGAGCCAAAGUUCAGGUUCUGGGUCUUUGGAACCUGAUUCUCCAACAGUUGUCAUGUCUUCUGCCAUCAAUGGUCAAUCACAACCAAUGAUGCUUUCCUCUUCUGUAAAUACACCCUCUAACAGUGUGGACAACAGAUAUUCUCCUUCCAUACCUCGGUAUGUUCAGAGAACUUUUACCUUUAAGCAAAGGGCUAUUGCUACCCAGACACCUCCUGCUAGUCCACAGAGGUCACGACCAUCAGAGUUGCUCUCUUUCUCAGAGUCUCUUAAAUCUAGAUUUUCUGCUGCAUCUGCCAGAUAUAAAGAAUCAAUAUCAAGAAGUACAAGAGGUUUUAAGGAGAAACUAUUGGCAAGGAAUAACUCAGUUAAGGAGUUGAGCAGAGAAGUUCAGCGUGAAGUUACUGCAAGCAUUGCAGGUGUUGCUCGCAUGAUGGAGCGCUUAGAUCCAACCUCAAAGCGAAGUGUAGGAUCUAGGCCAGUUUCCAAUGGUAUGGAGGGGACCUCAGGCUUCUCUUAUGAUCAGAACAGGAUGCAAGAUGACUUGGUUAUUCAGCCUCAUUUUAGUAAUGAUGGGGAAACUGCACAUGGUAUAAACUCAAAUGCGUCAUUCAAUUUCUCCAGCUCUCCUGGCCCUAGGCAUUUUGAAGUUCCUCCUCACACACAGGACGUUGAUGCUGUGGAGACCCAGUUGGAGCACUCAGCUGCAGUUUUAUCCUCUCAUUGAAGGUAUUACAUAUGGAGAUAUAUACAGUCAGAAACCAGAUCCCCAUAUUCAGAGUUCAGAGAGGUGAUUUGUCCACAUGUCCUGAUUUGACAACAAACAAAGAUAACCGUUUUGAUGAGGAGAUUUGGACCAAUCACGUCCCAAGUAUGGGGGGUUUAAUUACAUGAUUUAGGAAAUCAUUUCCCAUACGAUGACAUAUAUAGCGAUUAGGAGUUACCUUUUAUAAUUGCUUGAAAGAUCUUUUUUACCAGCAAUGUGGGGAGAUACGUGUUUCUGAAACAGAACAACAUUGGAGGAGUCCUGCUCCCCUUUGCUCUACCUGUUUUUGUGUACGUUUCUAAGAACGUUGGUAAAAUUCCUCGUUUGCCUUUAUACUGAAAUUGUCAUGGUUUCACCAUUUACUGCUUUUUUUUCCCCUA
Messenger RNA from Nelumbo nucifera (sacred lotus), 1910 nucleotides. Lineage: Eukaryota; Viridiplantae; Streptophyta; Magnoliopsida; Proteales; Nelumbonaceae. The record is from RefSeq and is a predicted model, not a curated record.